AUGACGAUAUCAUCAAAGAUUCUAAUAUUGAGGACAGUUAGUCAGGUUCGACAAUGGAGAGCAAAGCUCUUUUCAGAUAACCAGUCUGUAGGGUUUGUGCCCACCAUGGGAGCUUUACACGCAGGACACUGUUCCUUAGUGCGAAAGUCCUUGGAAGAAAACGAUAAAACUAUAGUUUCAAUUUUUGUUAAUCCAUCCCAGUUUGCACCACAUGAGGAUUUAGAUAAUUACCCAAGGACGCUUGACCGAGAUUUAGAGAUAUUGGAAUCUGAAUUUUCCGAUAAACAAGUGGAUGCGGUGUUUGUACCCAAAGUCUCGGAGAUGUAUCCAAAUGGAAUCUCGUUGGAUAUCGAUAAACAAAAAGGUGCAUUUGUCAAUGUCCAUGGAUUAAGUGAGCAACUAGAAGGUAUUACGAGACCGCAAUUUUUUAGAGGAGUUUCGACGGUGGUGACUAAGCUAUUAAACAUUGUACAACCAACAAGGGUCUAUUUUGGCCAAAAGGAUGCCCAGCAGUGUGUAGUGAUUAACAAUCUUGUACGCGAUUUGAUGAUACCCACAAAAGUAAGAGUUGUGCAGACAGUGAGGGAAUCCAACGGUUUGGCGAUGUCCUCAAGAAAUGAAUAUUUAUCAAAGGAGAUGAAGGAUAGGUGUUCGAUAAUUUAUAAAGCGUUGAAGGAAGGUGCUUCUCUUUAUAAUGAAAAUCGCGAAAAAGGGGGCAAGGUCAAUUCGUCUAUAAUCAUUGAUAGAAUAAAGGACAUUGUUAGCCAGAAUGAUGAGUUUGAAAUUGAAUACGUUGCUGCUAGCCAUCCUGAAUCAUUAGAAGAUGUCGAGUUGAUAGAGCCCGGGGUUGGCGCAAUAGUUUCCUGUGCAAUCAAAGUUCCAAAAGAAAGUAGCACAGAGAAAGCCAGAUUGAUUGACAAUAUAAUUUUGCAAUGA
This is a messenger RNA of Lodderomyces oxycetoniae, 936 nucleotides long. RefSeq names its product pantoate--beta-alanine ligase (gene PAN6). Lineage: Eukaryota; Fungi; Ascomycota; Pichiomycetes; Serinales; Debaryomycetaceae. The record is from RefSeq and is a predicted model, not a curated record. Bases 1 to 936 code for a protein of 311 amino acids. Gene Ontology annotation, biological process: pantothenate biosynthetic process. Gene Ontology annotation, molecular function: pantoate-beta-alanine ligase activity. The transcript has a single exon.